AUGACGCAUGUGUCCACUGUGGCACAAUCCUUAGCCAUCCGUCUCAUGUCAGCCAAUGUUGGAGACACAGUGACUUUGCACUGCUUUCAUGAAGGCAAUUUGACAAUGCACUUCUUGUGGUACAACCAACCCUUUGGAAAUAAUCCUCAGCUCAUGUCAACCUUUUAUGAGUAUGAAAAGAAUGCUAUAUUUUACCAUGACUUUAAGGGUAACGCUCGUAUCUCAGUGGAAAGAGGAGUUGACAGCUGUAACCUGAACAUCUCCAAGACAGAGUCAGGGGACUCAGCUACAUACUAUUGUGGUGUUAUGGAAGAGGGCGAACUCACAUUUGGAGAAGGAACUGUUUUAAUUGUCAAAGGUUCAGAGUCCAACAGCAUGUCUGUGCUCCAGCAGCCUGUGUCUGAGUCAGUUCAGCCAGGAGACUCUGUGACUCUGAACUGUAGAAUACACACUGAGACCUGUGCAGGAGAACACAGUGUCUAUUGGUUCAGACAUGGCUCAGGAGAAUCCCGUCCAGGAAUCAUUUACACCCAUGGAGACUGGAGUGAUCAGUGUGAGAAGAGCCCUGAGGCUGGGUCUCCUACACAGAGCUGUGUCUACAACCUCCCCAAGAGGAACCUCAGCCUCUCUGAUGCUGGGACUUACUACUGUGCUGUGGCCUCAUGUGGGGAGAUACUAUUUGGGAACAGGACCAAGCUGGACAUUUGA
Molecule: messenger RNA, 708 nt
Organism: Oncorhynchus tshawytscha (Chinook salmon)
Lineage: Eukaryota; Metazoa; Chordata; Actinopteri; Salmoniformes; Salmonidae
Exons: 4
Coding region: 1-708 (235 amino acids)
Biological process (GO): response to bacterium
Source: RefSeq, a predicted model, not a curated record